Molecule: messenger RNA, 2516 nt
Organism: Haliotis rufescens (red abalone)
Lineage: Eukaryota; Metazoa; Mollusca; Gastropoda; Lepetellida; Haliotidae
Exons: 17
Coding region: 51-2384 (777 amino acids)
Source: RefSeq, a predicted model, not a curated record
UAGUGCACGGCCUGGUGUGUAUAACAUCCAGCGCCCAUUGAGCAUCGCGGAUGUUGGUGAUUCAACGGCGUUUCAAGAUGUUUACCAAGGACCGGGUGUGUGGGGUCCUGUGUUUGUGCUUCUGUGUCACAGUGACACUAUGCACUGAGGGAAUACAGGAUUUUGGCGUGAACGUCAACAGCGACGGCACCUACAACGUCGUUGUCCAGGGAGACGUGUGGCUGAAGAGCGCUCCCAUCUUCUUCAGAUCUGACGGUAAAGUCUUCACCACAGCUGAUGGGUCACUGAAGCUGGUCAAGAACACUCUGUCCAGUGGUGUGGACUUUAUUGGGCAGUGGCAGUCCAACAGCUUCCUGUACCAGGCAGGGUCCAGUCAGAUCGAGGCCAGCUUUGUACAGUACACACCGGAUAAAAGCAUCUUCACCUACAACAAUCCCGCCAUACCGUUCAUGCUCUUCAAACAGCGUUACACCAACGGAGCCAACAACACCGCCACCAACAGCAACUACACUAUAUCUGGUUUUCCCGGAUUCGAAAUUCAAGCGUCUACUCUUCCCUUGGGGUACCUAAAUUAUGCAGGAAAUAUGUUUGGGCAAACCCAUCUACAUAUUGGACAAUGGGGUCCGUCAUCAUUUAAUAUCAUGGACGGAGUCAGAGGCGGCCCUCUUGCACUAUUUGAUCGAGUGAAGACAGCAAAUACGCUGAUUGUCUCCCCUGCAAGUCAGUUUAUGUCGUCAUCAAUAUGGCGCCAGGACGCAAGUACCGGCGGUGACAACGUCUACUGGGGGACGAUGGGGGGAGUGGAGAAUGUCCCUGUAGAUGUAGAAAACAGUUUUAUUCUUUUCUGUGGCAACCAAGGCAUUAACAAGGCUUUCGUGAGCUGGGGACAAAUUUUACAAAAAUGGUACGGUCGGACGGACGAGUAUGUCAAGUCUGACUUCAUUGUCAACUACUUGGGGUACUGGACCGACAAUGGUGCAUAUUAUUACAACCACCCGGAGGAGGGGAAGAACUACCAGGAUACAGUGCUGGAUGUCACGAGCUACAUUAAACAGCUCGGGGUACCCGUCAGGUACUUCCAGUACGACGAGUGGUGGUACUAUGACGACAGUAACCAUGGUGUUAUCACAUGGGCAGCUCAACCAAGCGUCUUUCCCAAUGGAAUGCAGUGGCUGUACAACAAGACGGAGCUUCCUGUCAUUGCCCACAGCAUGUUCUGGUCCAGCAACACAACAUAUGCAAAGGCUAAUGGAGGGAAGUACGACUUCCUGAUAGAUGGUGAAAAGUCAUUGCCCUUGGAAGAGAGAUUUUGGACUGAUUUGCUCGCGGAUUCAAGGAAAUGGGGUUUGUUAGUCUAUGAACAGGAUUUCCUCGAUAUUGAAUUUGAACAUGUUCGUAAACUGUGGAGCGAUAUCGACCUGGCCCGACAAUGGCUGCAUCAGAUGGGGAAUGGCGCCGCAAAGAACGGCCUGACGGUCCAGUACUGUAUGGCGCUGCCUCGUCACGCGAUGCAGUCGCUGGAGAUACCAGUCGUCACACAGGCCCGCGUUAGUGGCGACUAUACACCGGGCACCGCCAACUGGAAACUGGGGAUCUCGUCAAUAUUUGCCUAUGCCCUCGGUAUUGCACCUUCCAAGGACAACUUCUGGACAACCGGCGUUCAACCCGGAAGUAAAUACGGCAAUAGAACGGAGCCGUGCACGUCCCUGAACGCUCUGGUGGCAACCCUGAGUACGGGUCCAGUAGGAAUCAGUGACAUGGUUGGGGGCACGAACAAGACGCUCGUCAUGAAAUGUGUUAAUGCUGACGGCCUCAUCUUAAAACCAUCACGACCUGUGACGGCCAUCGAUAACAUGAUACGCAAGUGGGCUUGGCCAGACUUUGAGGGUCCAGACGGGGAGGUGUGGUCCACGUAUUCAGAUUUUGGGGGCAAGAACAAGUACGGCAUCAUCCUUGCCGCUGAGCUACAGGGAAGCUACACCAUGACGCCAUGCAUGGCUGGAUUCCAAGGGUUUCCCCUUUCGAUGGUAUUCCCGGCUAAUGACCCCAGCAAGAUCCAACCUCUGACUGAUCCCCAGCCCCUGACUAUGAGUGGCUGCACCUGUAAGGACUUUCAUCUCUUCUAUGUAUCCCCGGUACUGAAGAUAAAUGGCAAACAAGUGCUGAUCCAGGGUGAGUUGGACAAAUGGGUGCCGAUGUCGCCGCAGAGAGUGACGGACAUUAACGUUGCAGACGACAUCACCAUCAGUCUCACUGGAGCUUCCCGCGAAACUGUCAAGUUCUGGUUCAAUGUGGACGGUGUCUCCUCACCUUUGACCUGUACUCUCGGACCAGGCGGUCAAGCAAUCCUAAGCUUCACAGCUGGUGCAUGUCGUGGACUAUAAUGCGCAUAGCAUAAAAGAUGGAAUACGUGUGCUUGUAUACACUACUGGUCAAAACAUACUACAUGCUGUUGGUGAUUGCAAUGAAUUUCUAUGAUUUGCCUAUGGUAAAUUGAUUAAAUGUAAAAGUAUUUC